ACCCCCCGCGCUGCCUCCGCCGUUCCCCGCCCCCUCGACUCUGGGGCUGCCCUCGUCGCUGCCUGACCCAAGGUCCGGCAGCUUCUACUUUUCCGGCCCCCGCCGAGGGACCGAGGCGGCCCACCCCGGGGGAACGGGUGCGGUCGGGACACGUGGUCGUUUCGGAGCAGGUUGGAGUGAGCAGCGGGCGGCGCUGCGGGGACAGGCGCGGCGGGCAGCCCCAGGGGCAGCGGCAGGGUCCUGGCGGGGGGAGGACAGGGUUGCGGCGGGCGGAACGGUGUCUCCUUCACUUCGCCCUCCAGCCGCGGCAGCUGCAGCCCGACGCCGAGCGAGCCGAGCGGCCUCAGCUGCUAGCGGAGCGGCAGCGGCGCCUUCCCUUCCCCCCCUGGAGACCACCAGAUCACCUCUCCCCACGGCCUCGCCAUGGCGACCUACGGACAGAACUGCGCGCGGCCAAUGUGUAUUCCUCCAUCAUAUGCUGACCUUGGCAAAGCUGCCAGAGAUAUUUUCAACAAAGGAUUUGGUUUUGGGUUGGUGAAACUGGAUGUGAAAACAAAGUCCUGCAGCGGCGUGGAAUUCUCAACAUCUGGUUCAUCUAAUACAGACACUGGUAAAGUUACUGGGACCUUGGAGACCAAAUAUAAAUGGUGUGAGUAUGGUCUGACUUUCACAGAAAAGUGGAACACUGAUAACACUCUGGGAACAGAAAUCGCUAUUGAAGACCAGAUUUGCCAAGGUUUGAAACUGACAUUUGAUACCACCUUUUCACCAAACACAGGAAAGAAAAGUGGUAAAAUCAAGUCUUCUUACAAGAGGGAAUGUAUAAACCUUGGUUGUGAUGUUGACUUUGAUUUUGCUGGACCUGCAAUCCAUGGUUCGGCCGUCUUCGGUUAUGAGGGCUGGCUUGCUGGGUACCAGAUGACCUUUGACAGUGCCAAAUCAAAGCUGACAAGGAAUAACUUUGCAGUGGGCUACAGGACUGGGGACUUCCAGCUACACACUAAUGUCAAUGAUGGUACAGAAUUUGGAGGAUCAAUUUAUCAGAAAGUAUGUGAAGAUCUUGACACUUCAGUAAACCUUGCUUGGACAUCAGGAACCAACUGCACUCGCUUUGGAAUUGCAGCUAAAUAUCAACUGGAUCCCACUGCUUCCAUUUCUGCAAAAGUCAACAACUCUAGUUUAAUUGGAGUGGGCUAUACUCAGACUCUGAGGCCUGGUGUGAAGCUUACACUGUCUGCCCUGGUAGAUGGGAAGAGCAUUAAUGCUGGAGGCCACAAACUUGGGCUUGCCCUGGAAUUGGAGGCUUAAUUCAGCUGAAAGAAACCUCUGGAAAUGGGUAUCAGAAGAUUUGGCCUUAAUAUAUUUCCAGUGUGACCAGCAGGCUUCCCCCCGCACCCCCUGAAGGUGAUCAAAACAAAGGAUGAUCUAAACAAGAGCUGUAUUUUAAAUAUUUAGACAGUUACUUGUUAGCUGGUUUCUAGUUGAAUUGGUUGUCUAUCUAGUUACCAAUACUGCAGUCAUGCAGUCACCUAUACAUUAUUUAAAUGUAUUUAACUGUUAAAUGCGCUACCCACCAAUAAUGAAAUAGACAUUUAUGAAAACUGUGCAGCUGUGUGCAUGUUUGUUUUUAUGCUCCUUUUAAUGUUGAAUAUUGCCGUUGAAUGAGAUGGAUCAGUGGAUGUCUUAAGGUUAAGAUUUUUUGUUAAAUUCAACCAUCAUUAGAAUUACUUUUGGUAUCCUGAAACAUUACAAAUUAUGAAUAAAAUGAGUAUACGUUA
Molecule: messenger RNA, 1778 nt
Organism: Capra hircus (goat)
Lineage: Eukaryota; Metazoa; Chordata; Mammalia; Artiodactyla; Bovidae
Gene: VDAC2
Product: voltage dependent anion channel 2
Exons: 10
Coding region: 424-1308 (294 amino acids)
Biological process (GO): monoatomic anion transmembrane transport
Cellular component (GO): mitochondrial outer membrane
Molecular function (GO): voltage-gated monoatomic anion channel activity
Source: RefSeq, a predicted model, not a curated record